Closterium sp. NIES-65 is the source of this 1572-nucleotide messenger RNA. The record is from the annotation of a GenBank genome assembly. NCBI's taxonomy places the organism in Eukaryota, Viridiplantae, Streptophyta, Zygnematophyceae, Desmidiales, Closteriaceae.
AUGUGCUACGGAAUCCUCUACGGUGUCUCUGAGGCCACGCUGAAGAAGUAUCGCGGUUGGGCCAACGAGUACAAGCGGUUCAUGGCUCACGAGCUGCCUAAACUGGACGCGGGUAGGUUUGGUGAUGAGGCCGCGUUGAGAAACGCGAACCCCGACGAGAUAGGGGCUGCGCUCGAACAGAUAAUGGGUGGUGACUGGAAGAUGGCGGAAGGCGACGAGCUGUGGUUCCACGGCCCUGAGACGAAUCCGUGGCGCUUACGCAAAUACGUGACCUUCCUCGCGAACGAGACAGUCGCGCAGGCGGACAGGAUGGCCACACUCAAGCGGCCAGAGAAGACAUUGAAGAAGAGACGCCAGUGCACCCCGGCAAUGCUGAUGGGGCGUCUCAAGGCUUUGAACCUGCUCAUCAAGCUGGACGGGGCCAUCUUCAGGAAGCCCGUUCUGAACCUGCUGCGCGACUUUGCGGAGUGUCGCAUCUGGGUCCGCGUUCAAGGCAAGACAAACAAGGACUUCUCGCUCAACUACAUAUCUGCUGUGAGGCACAUAGAUUGGACGCUGUGCGCGGUCGGAGCCACGCUGUUGUGGCUGCGCUGGGUGUACGACUUGGUUCCCAUCCUCUACAAGGACAUAGCCCCCCCUCUCGACUUCACGGAACCCUCGACGUGGUACGAUCAAUACCUGUUUUUCCCCCUUCGCGCGGGCAACGAGAAGAAAAUACCGCCCACGACUCAUCAUGACUGGGCGGCGAAGAUUCUCCAGGACGCGGGAAUCACAUGCUCGCGUGCGGUACACGCGACCAGGGCUGGGGGGGCGCAGCACGCGUCCCUGGACGGAAUGCCUUCGGAUCAGCUGGCGAGGCUGGGGGGUCGGCGCUUCAUCGACGUGAUGACUAAGCACUACCUCACAACCAUUCCGAGGGAGGCCGUGCUGCUGAAGGCGGGCUUCACCGGGGUUGACGGUGACAACUUCCUGGGUCGCACAACUGUUCCAGUCAGGGAUAAGCUGGAUGAGCUACCGAGGAAGCACAUUUUCCCAUGGGCCGCCGCGGACAAAGGAGAGCAACAGUGCAAGGAUUACAACCGCAGGAUGGUGAAAAAGCAGAAGCCGGAGAAGCAGGACACCGCGGGGCUAAACAUACUGAAGGAGCUGGAUGGGGACGCUAGGAUGGCGGUCGCGCAAGACCUGGCGAUGUAUUACAUCCACCAGCCGCGACACCCGUACGUGGUCAACAACCCGCUCUGCCAGACAAAGGAAUUUGCGUCGUGGGCUGCAAAUGUCUCAUUGGCAAAUCAACUCGCCAUAGUACAGCGCAACACUCCUACACUGACCCAGCCCGCACUCGACCUCAUGUCAGGAGCUGUGGGCAUGUCCGGUGUAUCGGAAGGGAUCGCGGUAAAGAAGAAGAGUGUUGACCUGGAACUGAGCCAGCUCAAGAAGGGUUCUCCGGUGGAGGUGCAGUUGCGUGUGAAAUGGAUGCUUGUUCGCGACCGUCUCAUCAAUGCCUCUCUUCCCGCGUCUGAGUUCACGGUCGCGUGGCCCCAGUACUGUGCGCUGAUGCCAGACUUGCAGUAA